Vidua chalybeata is the source of this 3467-nucleotide messenger RNA. It is a transcript of the gene ADAMTS6, whose product is annotated as ADAM metallopeptidase with thrombospondin type 1 motif 6. NCBI's taxonomy places the organism in Eukaryota, Metazoa, Chordata, Aves, Passeriformes, Viduidae. The coding region runs from base 1 to 3360 and encodes 1119 amino acids. Gene Ontology annotation, biological process: extracellular matrix organization; proteolysis. The record is from RefSeq and is a predicted model, not a curated record. Gene Ontology annotation, cellular component: extracellular matrix. Gene Ontology annotation, molecular function: metalloendopeptidase activity. The transcript has 24 exons.
AUGGAAAUUUUUUGGAAGACGUGGACAUGGAUUUUGAGCCUAGUCAUGGUUUCAUCGGAAUUUCUCAGUAACAGCAGGCUUUCAUACAGUUCUCAAGAGGAAUUCCUGUCUUACCUUGAACACUACCAACUAACAAUCCCAAUAAGGGUUGAUCAAAAUGGAGCCUUCCUCAGCUUUACUGUGAAAAAUCCUAAACCCUCAAGAAGGAGGAGGAGCACAGACCCUUAUGACCAAGAACUGGCAGCAUCUAAAUUAUUUUUUAAACUUUCUGCCUAUGGCAAGCACUUUCAUUUAAACCUGACUCUCAACACAGAUUUGGUGUCCAGACAUUUUACAGUAGAGUACUGGGGGAAAGAUGGACCGCAAUGGAAGCAUGAUUUCUUAGACCACUGUCAUUACACAGGAUAUUUGCAAGACCAACACAGUACAACUAAAGUGGCCUUAAGCAACUGCAAUGGUCUGCAUGGAGUCAUUGCUACAGAAGAUGAUGAGUAUUUUAUUGAGCCUUUAAGAAAUAUAACAGAAGAUUCUAGUAACUAUAAUUAUGAGAAUGGUCAACCUCAUGUUAUAUACAAAAAAUCUACCAUGCACCAGCAGCACCUCUAUGAUCACAGUCACUGUGGAGUCUCAGAAGACCUCACGAGAAGUGGCAAACCUUGGUGGAUGAAUGAUGCAUCUGCUUUUCCAGCUUCACUUCCAGUCAAUGGCACACUAAGUAGUCAUAGUCGACAGAAGAGAUCUGUAAGCCUUGAACGGUUUGUGGAAACGCUGGUAGUAGCAGACAAAAUGAUGGUGGGAUACCAUGGUCGCAAAGACAUUGAACACUACAUUUUGAGUGUAAUGAAUAUUGUUGCCAAACUUUAUCGUGAUUCCAGUCUAGGAAACGUUGUGAAUAUUAUAGUGACACGUUUGAUUGUCCUCACUGAAGAUCAGCCAAACUUGGAGAUAAACCACCAUGCAGACAAGUCCCUCGAUAGCUUCUGUAAGUGGCAGAAAUCCAUUCUCUCCCACCAAAGUGAUGGAAACACCAUUCCAGAAAAUGGGAUUGCCCACCAUGAUAAUGCGGUUCUUAUUACUAGAUAUGAUAUCUGCACUUAUAAAAACAAGCCUUGUGGAACACUGGGCUUGGCCUCUGUGGCUGGAAUGUGUGAGCCAGAAAGGAGCUGCAGCAUUAAUGAAGAUAUUGGCCUAGGUUCAGCUUUUACCAUUGCACAUGAGAUUGGUCACAAUUUUGGUAUGAAUCAUGAUGGAAUUGGAAAUUCCUGUGGGACCAAAGGUCAUGAAGCAGCAAAGCUAAUGGCAGCUCAUAUUACAGCAAACACCAAUCCUUUCUCCUGGUCAGCUUGCAGUCGGGAUUACAUCACCAGUUUUUUAGAUUCGGGCCGUGGUACUUGCCUUGAUAAUGAGCCUCCCAAGCGUGACUUUCUUUAUCCAGCUGUGGCCCCAGGUCAGGUGUAUGAUGCUGAUGAACAGUGUCGCUUCCAGUAUGGAGCAACAUCCCGCCAAUGUAAAUAUGGGGAAGUGUGUAGAGAGCUUUGGUGCCUCAGCAAAAGUAACCGCUGUGUUACUAACAGUAUUCCAGCAGCAGAAGGUACUCUUUGCCAAACAGGGAGCAUUGAAAAGGGGUGGUGUUAUCAGGGAGAGUGCGUACCUUUUGGCACUUGGCCCCAGAGCAUAGAUGGGGGUUGGGGUCCAUGGUCAAUAUGGGGAGAGUGCAGCAGGACCUGCGGGGGAGGAGUCUCCUCAUCUAUAAGACACUGUGACAGUCCAGCGCCGUCAGGUGGAGGCAAAUAUUGUCUUGGAGAAAGGAAGCGUUAUCGCUCCUGUAAUACUGAUCCAUGUCCUUCAGGGGCUCGUGAUUUUAGAGAGAAGCAAUGUGCGGAUUUUGACAAUAUGCCUUUCCGGGGAAAGUAUUAUAACUGGAAACCCUACACUGGAGGUGGGGUUAAACCAUGUGCAUUAAACUGCUUGGCUGAAGGGUAUAAUUUUUACACUGAACGUGCUCCUGCAGUAAUAGAUGGGACUCAGUGCAAUGCUGAUUCACUGGAUAUCUGUAUCAAUGGAGAAUGCAAGCAUGUAGGUUGUGAUAAUAUUUUGGGGUCUGAUGCUAAGGAAGACAGAUGCCGUGUUUGUGGAGGAGAUGGGAGUACAUGUGAAGCCAUUGAAGGUUUCUUCAAUGGUUCAUUGCCCAGAGGAGGAUAUAUGGAAGUGAUUCAAAUUCCAAGAGGUUCUGUGCACAUUGAAAUAAGAGAAGUGGCAAUGUCAAAAAACUACAUUGCUUUAAAAUCUGAAGAGGAUGACUACUAUAUUAAUGGUGCCUGGACUAUUGACUGGCCAAGAAAGUUUGAUGUUGCUGGAACUGCUUUCCAUUACAAGAGGCCAACAGAUGAACCAGAGUCUUUGGAAGCACUAGGCCCUACUUCAGAAAACCUCAUAGUCAUGAUUCUGCUGCAGGAACAGAAUUUGGGGAUAAAAUAUAAAUUCAAUGUUCCGAUCUCUCGCACUGGCAGUGGAGACAAUGAGGUUGGGUUUGCAUGGAAUCAUCUGCCUUGGUCAGAAUGUUCUGCCACUUGUGCAGGAGGUGUCCAGAAACAAGAGGUGGUGUGUAAAAGACUGGAUGACAGCUCCAUUGUACAAAACAAUUACUGUGACCCUGACAGUAAGCCUCCAGAAAACCAAAGAGCCUGCAACACUGAGCCUUGCCCACCUGAAUGGUUUAUAGGAGACUGGUCAGAGUGCAGUAAGACCUGUGAUGGAGGAAUGCGUUCACGAACAGUUCUCUGCAUCAGGAAGAUUGGGCCUUCUGAGGAGGAGACGCUGGAUGCUACCAACUGUUUAACACACAGGCCUGUUGAAAAAGAGCCCUGCAACAACCAGUCCUGCCCCCCACAAUGGGUUGCUCUGGACUGGUCAGAGUGCACACCAAAGUGUGGCCCAGGAUUCAAACACCGAAUUGUCCUGUGCAAAAGCAGUGAUCUUCUAAAAACCUUUCCAGCUGCACAAUGCCAAGAUGAGAACAAGCCGCCAGUGCGCAUCCGCUGUAGUUUAGGCCGAUGUCCUCCUCCUCGCUGGGUUGCUGGAGACUGGGGACAGUGUUCUGCACAGUGUGGUCUUGGGCAACAGAUGAGAACAGUACAGUGCCUGUCAUAUACUGGACAAGCAUCCAGUGAGUGUCCAGAAACUCUCAGACCUCCAUCAAUGCAGCAGUGUGAAAGUAAAUGUGACAGUACUCCCAUUUCCAACACAGAGGAGUGCAAAGAUGUGAACAAAGUGGCAUAUUGCCCACUGGUGCUGAAGUUCAAGUUCUGCAGUCGAGCAUACUUCAGACAGAUGUGCUGCAAGACCUGCCAAGGACACUGACCCACAGGAAGCAGAAGAAUGUGCCUUGUUUUUAUCAUUGUGGAAGAGUGUCCAUCGAAGAGAGCCACACAGCGGAACAAGAUUGAUGUCCUUGCAAAUGCAUUACC